This is a messenger RNA of Lymnaea stagnalis (great pond snail), 24304 nucleotides long. NCBI's taxonomy places the organism in Eukaryota, Metazoa, Mollusca, Gastropoda, Lymnaeidae. The record is from the annotation of a GenBank genome assembly.
AAAAUGUCAUCAACUCCCACUGACGAUGCUCUUUACGGGACCGAUAAAGGUAUUACAUUUAGUUUACAUAAUUAUUUGUUUAGUUCUAUAUUCCUAAGCGAAAAUUCAUUUGGUCAAAAUUACAAGAAUUAUUUUUGACUGUCACUUUUUAUGCAAGCCUAACUAACCCGGAAUAACCGGACCCUGCUUAAACACUCCCUGAUCAGAAUUAUGCUGCCCUGUCUGAGGUCUGCAUAGCUUGAUCAUUUUCAGUCUACACUUUUCCUGUCUCUACAGUGUAUUGAUGUGUUACUUAGACACAUUGUAAACUAGUUGGCUCAAUCUGGACAUUAGGCACCAAUGUUUUUUUACAAUUUUAUUCAACAACACAAGCCCUUGCCUUGCUUAUGGUUAUGAUAUUGACAUUUUUUGAUCAUUUAAACUAGGCACUAGGAAUACAUAAUAUAGAAGAAAAACAAGAAUAACACAAUCUAAUUAGUACAUUACAGUGUUACAGGGGUCACAUUAGACCCAGUCAGUGACUGCGACCAGGUUGUAUACAUCUAAAUCAAAACUUAGAUUAGUUAGUUAAGUUAGAUUGAUGUGGUAAAUUAGGCUUUCUUACUUUCUUGUUAUUAAAACCCAGAUUUUUCUUGGGACCUUGCCUAAGUCUAAAGCAUAAGCUAUAGUAGGGUUUUCCACACUGCGUUGCCUCACAAUACACUGAAAAGGGUGGGAAACCCUGUCCUUUAAGAUAAGUUUUAAUUUCUACUUCACCCUCAGCAUAUUUAUAAGGAACAGGAAAGGCUCAUAAUUUUCAAAUGUUGAAAAUGUUUUCUUUUUCCCUACAGUUAUAGUGCAACAUUUUUCCAUAUUUGUGUAGACUGUUUUGGGCAAUUUGAAUUAUCCAGGAAAAAAAGUGUGGUAGUCAGCACAUUUACCACCCAAAAAAUGUAUCAGUAUUUCACAGGCUAUCUCACAUUUGAUUAGACCUCAUCCCCUCUUGCCUAUGUUGAUGAUUGAGUUUAAUGGACUUCAUACUCAAAAGAAGGGCUUUGAGAUUUGAGAUUACCAAUAAAGAUUGAGGGAGAGGGAAAUGUUUUGGCAAACGGAAAUUGAUCAAUUUUGAUUGUACGGUUGAUUACUUGGAAAUUUAAAUGCAAAAAAAAUUGCACAACAGUAAGACAUAAUAAAUUAAACUAUAAUGUGUAGUCUUAAAAACAUGCAUAGCUUUAUUAACUCUUUCUCUCCUAAUCAAUGCUGAAAUUGUCAAUUUUAAAUGAGGUUUCGGGUGGAUAGACAAUGGGAUCGGCGAUGUAUAAAAACCUGUUUAUUUCAGUUCUUUUCUUAGCUAUUGGUUUUUAAUUACUUUAAAUCAAAUCUAGAAUGAUUUCCCUUUGAUAAACAUCCGGUUUUUCUUUUUUCCAACGAGUUUUUAGGUAGAACGAAGUGUUUAAGCGGUUGUUUUGAUUGUCCAUUUUAUUUUUGUUUGCAAACAUGAAAUCUUGACCUGACCGAUCUGGUGAUCGAUCUAAUAAAGGUUGAAAAUAUUACUCUGAUUAUGAUUCAGACAGUCAUUUUAUGAUUUCAGAUGCAGAGGCUGAUUCUGAUGAAUCGUAUAAUUAUAAUCCUACCAUUAGUAUUACUAGGAUGAACUAAUGAAAUUUAUAAUUCAUCAGCUGAUGAACAACCAGCCCCGCCCCUAGCUAAAGUGCCUUCUAGAAAAGCUAACACAGUGCCUAUUAAAAUACUAGAUUCUAAAAGGAAAGCUCCUGAUCUUAGCACUAAAACUGAGUGCAAUUUCAGAUUUUUACCUUUGAAAAAUAUAGUCUUAAAUUUUGAGCUUGUAGCGUGACUAGUAAGUCAAAUAACCUUGACUCUUUUUUUUUAUUACCCAGCUAGACACACAUAUUAUUUACCAGCUUGUACUCUCAAUAAAUAUGUAUGCUUCCUACAGAAUUAAAAUCAACACUCCAACAAAAUUUAUCAAAGCACAUGUGCCAAUAAACUCCAAAAAGGAAAGUGUGCAAACACUAUAGAACUAGGCAAACUGUACCGAAAUACGUUUGUGCUGGAUGUGAGUCAAAUCUGCACAUCCAUAUGGUUUGCUUUCAGGCUUACCAUAGCUAAACCCAGAUGAAAAGAUAUUACAAAUUUAUGUUAAAUUUUCUAUUUACCAUAAUAAAUGUUAGUACAUAAAAGGAUACAGUGCAAAUAUUUUCAAAUAGCAACAGAUUGUUUCCAGUGGAAAAUGUAUUUUUUCAGACAUUUUUGUGUGGUGGUGACAAUGGAUGAUGUGCUUUGGUGUUUCAAUUUUUUCUUCUUUUUAAUGCAGGGGUCUCAAACUCGCGGCCCACGGGCCAUUUGCAGCCUGCAAGACGAUAUUUUGUGGCCCGCUAUAUGACAGCAAAGUUUAGUGCCCGCGCAUUUUGCCCAUUCUCAUCGAGUGGUCUAAUUCUGACUUUUAUUAUAUUUGUAUAGAUUUGGACAUUUAUUAUAAUGGUAAAACUCGUUUUAUAAUCGGACUAAAAGUUUUGAUUGUGUAGCAUUUUAUUUGACAAACAUGGCCAAAGUGCGGUUUAGAGAAAAGUUUAAAAAGUCAAUUUUUGGGUAAUUCCUAGCAGUCUGACACAGUAUCAAAGAAUCCCUAUUAAAAUUGCAUCUAGUGUUUACGAGUGAAGGCAAUACAAAACCUGUCAGCGUAGUCACUUUCAAAAUAGGGUUUGUCAAAAUGGCCUUUUCUACGAUAAAAAAAUAAAAAUUCACUCUCCAUAAAAUUGCGUCUUCCUUGGCAUCAAUAAUUCAUAAAUAUUACCUGCUCCUGCCUACUGCUUGAACACAUUUUAGCCUUCAAAGCCUUCGUGGAGAAGGAUGAGAUGGUUGUUCCUGUAUUAAGUGAUCCGAUAUGGCUCAUAGACUUAGCUUUUCUUGUUGACAUUACAUAGGUGCUGAAUGUACUCAACAAGAAGCUACAAGACCAGUGGCAGCAUGUCAGUGUUGCCUGUGGUGACAAUGUCAGUGCAUUGUGCACAAAACUUGCGUUAUGGUUCUUAGAGAAACCUAUGCCAUUUCCCAACAUGCAAAGGCCUCAUGCUCUCGGGAACGCCAUUCAGUAGUAAGUAUACUGAUGCCAUUGCAAAGCUACAGGAAGUAUUUGAUCACAUGUUUUCUGACUUCAAAACACACAUAGCCACUUUUCAAAUUUUUGCUCACCCUUUCUCCUUUAAUAUGGAAGAUGCGCCCCCCCCCCCAUUUUUUUUUCCCCGCGUCAAAUGGAGCUGACUGAUCUUAAGUGCAACUCUAAGUUCAGGGAAGUUAAUUGAAAAACAUCCAAGCAUGGUCAAUUUAUAUGAGCAUUGCCGUCCACCUUCCCGGUGAUUUCCAGUUUGUUCAAUGGAUCAUGUGCCUUUUUUUGGAAGUACCUAUCUGUGUGAAAAGCUCUUUUCCACUAUAAACUUUAACAAGUCAAAGUUCAGGGCUAAACGUACUGAUGGGCAUCCUCAAGCUAUUCUGAGGGUCUCGGUAGCUUGUUCACUCAAGCCAAAUAUUGCUCAGCUGUGUAAGAAGAAGCUCUGUCAGAUCUCUAGCAACAAGGAGUAGGAGAAAGAAAGUUAAGUGAAGCCUAGUUCUUGAGAAACCUUAAUGUUUGUAUUUGUUAUUAAUAAAAGUUGAGCAGAUUGUAAAAGUUGUAACUUUAUUGAAUUUGUGAUCGCUUUUUUGUUGAAUACUUGAUGCGGCCCGAUCUCACUCAGACACUACCUCCUGCGGCCCCCGGAUUAUCUGAGUUUGAGACCCCUGUUUUAAUGUGAUUUUUAUUAUAUAUGAUGCACAUAUGGAUACAGUUCAGAAAAAAAUAAUUUUUUGUUACACUUUGGAUUAUAUAUUUAUUUCUCUUUGUGUAACUUGGAAUUAGCAUUUUGUGAACAUAUGGUGAGUUUUUUUUAUUUUCCUUAAAUCAUAAUCACAUUUAUAUAUUAAAAUUUAAACCCAAGUCUGUAUUGUCUCAAAAGAGCAUGCAUUCCCCUUUAAAUCCAUACCAAACGUAACAUUUUCUGAUGAAAAACAAAAAAGUUACGAUGGUUUAGAGAUUACAUAGUGCGUAACAAAUAUUCAAAAUAGAUAAUUCCGUCAGAACACGGAAAUUAUUUCCGGAGAGAAAGAGUUAAUUUAGCAUAGUUUUUGCACUUUUACUGAACUAGCCAAGGAAGCAAAGUUAACUUUUGCAAAGCAUUUAUUCUCUAUCUAUUAUGUUUGAUAUAAGAUGGAUGUGUAAAUAAUAAGAUUUUGUUACUGUUGUGUUUAAAGGCGACUCGAUUUCAUCUGUGCAUAUUUUUCUUUCAUAUAGUUUAGAGGUUUUUACAGUUUUCUUUGGAAUCAAAGCAUGUUGAAUGUGUUUUAUCUGCUUUGACUGAUUUUUGGACAUCGUUGCCAUAACCCAAGAAAAAUCCAUAUCCACCAUAUUGGAAAAAAAAUUGAUACUCCACCUUGUAAACAGAUAGCAACAUCAAAACAACCAUUCAAAGACAAAUUGGCCACAGACAAAAGGAGUCUCCCUGAUCUUGGAGAGGAAAAACUAGAACUUCGUUAAAUCAAAGAUCCAGGACUCUAUUCUCACUCAAGAAAUCAAAGUUAUUCUUACCUCACAAUUACAUGCCAAAUGUCUUGCUACAGACUAAUUUUAAGGAACGAUGAAAAGCUCAAACAAACAUUUUCAGGACUGAAAAAAAAUAUGUACGAUGAAUGAAAAAAAAAAUUUACAUUUAUUUGGAUCAUUAAAAAUAUCCUAUCUCAUCAUACUCUGAUAUCCUCUUUUUCUACUGAAAUACUUUGUCACCCAUCUGCACAUUGACCACGUGACCACAAUUAUUUAGGUUUGGAAAUAUAAUAGUCAAAGUAAAAUUUUGAGAAGCAAGUCAAAAUAAUGAUGGUCUCAGGAUAUAGAUUUUUUUAUUUAUUGGGUCCCAAAAUUUUGUUAAAGUACUGUGAUGAUGGGUUGCAUUUGAAGUAAGUGCUCCAUGAUUGAUUUUUGUGGCAAAAGAUCUUGUAUUUAAAUAACAUUCAAGGUUUUGUAUUUUAUGAGCCAAGGAUAUUUUUAUUGAAAUUUCAAUUUUCUAUGUACAAAUUAAAAAAAUUUUAUCAUCAUGUUUUCACCCUGUAAUAAGUACAGUAACUCUGUUUUUCUUACUUAAUGCCUUCAUUUUUAUCCAUUCCAACAAAUUAAGGUGACAAUUUCUAUGAAACAGCGUCUUCACCAUCUACCGAGCUUGGUGAUUCUGCUUCUGGCAAUGACGACGCACCUAUAGAUGAAUCCCCCGAAGAACGAGAGAGGCGAAUGGAUGAGCUCAAGGAUGAACUUGCCAAGGUUUCGCUUUAUGAUAAAACAUUCCUGUUAGAAAAAAAUAACAUAAUUAUCCAACUAAUUUAGUUAUUGCAAGCUUUUCAAUUGCUUCUCAAAGAUUUACAAGUUAUCAUUUUUAUUACUACUAUCCUAGGCUUGUUAAAGAGUAUUGCAAAAAUGUCAAUCUCUUUAAGAAAACAAAUAUGUGAAUAAUACACUUCGUUCAAAGUCUAAAGCAAUUUGCAUCUUGCUGAAGGUCCAUUAACAUUCUGAGCAUCACAUUUUAAUCAGUUUUUAAUCAUAGUAACAAAAUACUGGUUCAAAAACAAAAUCAGAGGAACAGUGAAUCCAGUCAAAGAAGACCUAAAAGUGCAAAUGAUCACGUCACUGCUGUAUCUCUUUGCAGGUUGAAUCUGAAAUAAACAUGCUUCGUCAAGUUUUAGGCAGUAAAGUGCGACAUGCCACAGAGCUUAAGAGAAAAUUAGGGAUUACACCAUUUCAAGAAUUUAAGCAAGACCUGCAGUCCGGGAUUCAACAGAUUAAAAGCUCUGAUUCGUGAGUUAUACUGUUUUAGUGAAGAAAAACUGGUUUGGAAACUUUCUCUUAACAUAUUAUUAACAUUAAAUCUUUAGAAAAUUCAAAUCUACUAAUUUAAAUUAUUUGAUUCUAUUGUUAGCAAAUUGAUCUCAAUAAUCCAUUAAAUUUAAACUUAUACAUAGUUUAUGUAGGUGACACUUUCUAUUCAAUUUUUUCCCAAUUCAUGGUGACAGGCCUCCUAAUUUAUUGACAUUUGUUCUAAAAAUAUUUUUUUGCGUCAAAAUGCAAUCAUCAACCUCAGAAAACCGUGAUAACAUUUAGUGUGCGUUAUGCUAAAAAGUUAUUCUCUAUUCUUAACCAUACUUGAGCUGUAAUUGACACAUCAAUAAUUUAAUCAUCAAACACCUCUAAACAAAAAUUAUCAUAGUAACUUAGUUUUAUAGUAGUGCUACUCUAACAACUUCCAUUCUUUGGGGCGCUAAGAAGCUACUUUUUUUUUUUUAUGCAGUGCUACCGGAGCAUUGACACUGUGAUUUUUAAAGAACUUUUAAGCAGCCAUCCUAUUAUUUCCUUAUCUUUUGUACUUGAGGCCUUACUAAUGAGUUGUGAUUUUCAUUUUUUUUUUUAAAUAGAAAGCGGCCCAUCUUCAUAACCGAACGAGGGUAUCUGUACAUGGCGAUUUUAACACACAGUUUUUUUUAGUCUCAGUUCUGUUGUAAAAUAGAGUAUUAAACAUAUCAAGGUCUAUUGUUCUGCUCAGUAAAAAUGUUUAGGUCAGAGGCGUAGCGAGGGGGUGGCAGGGGGGGACAGAUGUCCCCGGGCGCAAGCUAGUUAGGGGCGCCAAAAUGUGCUUUUAUAUUAUAUUAUUAGUAAAAAUAUUGGGUUUGAGAGUUGAAAAAAAGAAAAGGGGGCGCUUUAAAAUGAAUCUUGUCCCCGAGCGCGAAUCUUGUCCCAGGGCGCCAAACACAUUCACUGCGCCUCUGGUUUAGUUCGUUACUUGAUAUCAUUUAUAUGUGGUUAAAUUUAGUUAUUCAAAUAUUUUUAAAAAAAAGUUUUUUAUAUAUAUUUUUUGGAGAGUCCUGUAUGAAGACUAGCUUUGAUUAGAGUGUGUAAAUACUUUGAGAUGGUAAAUUGCAGUAGUGUAACUCCACCACAUUUACUGUUUCAAACUAAGAAAUGCAUACAAACAUAUCAAAUCACUUUGUCAAAAUUUGGAUCAUCCAUUUCAGAUACCUUGUAUUUUCCUGGAUGCAUUUUUUUUACUAAUUAAGUUCAGAUGUUAUUUAUAUGUUGAACAUUUUUACUGAGUUUGUUUAUAAAGACAGUUAGCCAAUAGUUGUAGAGAAGAGCUAAAAUUGAUAUCAAGCAUUUAUUAAGAAUUUGGAUGGUGUGCUGCUAACAACAUGUUGUUUAUAUCAUCUCCGAAGCUUUUUGCGUUUCCCGUUACUUAUCCGUUAGGAACCCUUAAAAAAAAUUAUGAUAAAAAAAAAGUGGAUUAAAUGUUUGUUUUGGGUCUGCAUGUUGUCUCUUUUUGUUUAUUUAUUAUUUUGUUAAAACUUGGUGGCCUUGUAUUUAGAACCAAAUCUACAACUCUUAUUAGUGACUUGGAGUAAUAAGAUUAUUAAAAAAAAAUUAUAACAAGGUCUGAGGGUGUGUGUGUUAAGAUUAAAUAUUGAUUAUUUGAAAAAAAAAUUGUUUUAUUAUCCAUAAAGAUUAUUAGUUUUGACACUUAACGAACUCAUGCUAAGCAAAAGCUAAUUUUGUCUUAGGAUGUAUCACUUAAAUAAACAUCACUAUUGUCUUAGAACUCACCAAGGUAGUGCAGUUUCUUUUUUUCCCCCUUAGUUGUUUUUUUUUUAUAGCCAGUAAGCACAGGCAAAUCAGUUAUGGUGAAAGCUCUUCAUCAUUAAUGGCUUAAGGGUGUACUACAAAAUCUGCUUUUCCUAAGCCGACCUUAUUACUGUCUCAUCACAUGUAUAUUAAUUCUCUUUUGGCUAAAAGGUUACGUCUUUUAAUAGAGUUUGGAGAUUUCUUAAUCAUCUAAAUUGGAUGUGAUGAAAAAUAUUUGUAAAGCUGCCCCAUACAACUGCAUGCAGAUUUUAUUUUAUUAGCAUAUUUAAAAAAAAAAUUUUUGACAUUUGCACCAAAGCUUAUAAGUAUUCUGCAAUAAAAAAUAAAAAAAAUAAAAAGCUUUGGCUUGCUCAGGCUCUACCUAAUGCCAGUUACUUGUAUACAGUGCUUCUAUUGCAACCUUUUUCUCAGAUACCAAAAGACCAAUGAUACAUUACAUCAGUUGAAUGAAAAGAUAUCGCAUACGCAGGCGUGAGUUUUUCUGUUCUGUCCUUCUCUGUCGUCCUGAGAGGAAAACUUGGCCUUUUCUUUUAUUUGACCUGCAUGUGAUGUUACAGUGUCUCUCUGGGAGUAUCAGUUAAAUGAUUUCUGAUACAUUAUAUUUUUGUUACAACUGGAUCUACACAUUUUUAUUUUGUUAUUAAGCUUGAAUGCCACUUUCCAAAAAAAUGAUAAGAUGAUUCAAAAGUAAAGCAUUCUGAUAUUUUCAGGGAUUUUAAUGGAGAUGGGGCUAAGGAGGUGUAGUGGAGUAAAGAGAAGUAAUGGGAUAAGGAAACGUAAUGGGAAAAGGAGGAGUUAUGGAGUAAGGAGGUGCAGGCCAAGCCACUAAGCCAUAGUCUCAUAUUCACUAAGGUCUCAAAUUUAGACAGUGAUACAAAUUUAAACUUCAGGAGUAUAAACAUUCUAAAUUACAGAAUGAAAAUGACUCUCUGAACAGUGAGUGCAAAUUUUAAUGUAAUAUUUUUAGAACAUUUCCCUUUCAACCAUUUUAAAAUUAAGUAUUUUGACUGUUUUGAUGUUUUUUUGUUUUUUUUUAAAUAUUUAAAUUGUAGCGAACUAAACGGGUUGAUCCCAUUCAAGGGCAGUGAUGCAUUAAAAAAAAACAAAAAUUAAACUUACCCACCCUAGAUGAAAUUUAAUUUUUGAUAAAAUUGAAAAUGAGAUAAGAUUUAGUCCUCACUCAGGAUGUAAUUUCAAGAUAUGUUACAAGCUUUAGAUAUUGAAAACUGUUUAGGACAGAAUCGAUUUUGUUUAAGUCAGGCCAAAUUUUCCUCCACUGGAUCUUAUAGUUGCUCUGUGUUGUCAAUGCAUGCUUGUGGGGCAUUUUCCACUAACUAAAUAUUGAAAUCAUAAAUGAUGGAAUUUAAAACAAAUUCUGGCCGUAAUUCAUGACAAUAAAAAGAUGCUUUUUCAAAUUUGAAAAGUUAUUUGCGAAUGAAACAAUCCAAGCCCUUAAGCUCUAAGCUCUGAAUGUUUCGUUACUGAAACUUAUAUCUUAUGUCAUCUAUUUUCAAUAUUUUCACUGACAUUCUGUAUAAAAUAAUUAAAGAGUAUCAAUCGGUUGUAGAAAUCUCACUGUAAAAAAAGAGCAUGCAACUUUUAACAGACAACCAGACAAAAUUUAUUUGAACAAAUUACCAUGUUUUAAAUACAAUUAUCUCAGUUAGUUGCUUGAUAUUGGAUGUAUAACUUUCUUUAUUAUCACUUUUAACUGCAUCUGCAUCUGUUAUAUAUUAUAUGUACAAGUAUUCAAAUCAUUUUGUAAUUCCCGUGUAGUAGCGUAAGCUGUACACUAUCACCAAUUUUUUUUUUUUUUUUGUGUCUGUUUAGCUGUAUGGAUAAUUGUUACAGAAUGUAAGGCACACUGUUUUAAUAUUCUAGUUAAUCGCAGUCAGAGGGCAUAAAUUUAGAACUUGGAGUAAUCACAUGGGACAAAGAAUAUUUAGAAUAUUCUUUGUUUGCUGGUUGUUGUUUUUUAUUGGGGUGUAGGGGAGGGAAUAUAAGGCAAAAUAAUAAUCUCACUCUAGUUGGCUAAAUGAGCCAGUAAGACUUGUAUCAGUAUUUUGUUCCGUAAUACUCGGAACAUUAAAUAUGCUUCCUUUCUUGGAUAUAAGGCGAAUAAAAAAUCCUGCUUUGAUGUGCUUAAUGAGCCAGUAAGACUUGCAUGAGCUUUAUGAUCUGGUCAUAUUUGUAGGAAAUGUGCAGCUGACAUUAUAAUUUUGUUUUAUGUUUGAACAGUCAAGAGUUUAUUUUAUGUUGUCCUUACUUUGUUGUUGUUGUGACUGAAUUUCAUUAAUAGACUUGAAAAAAAUUCAGCUGCACUGAGCAUCUUGACCCGCUCCGGGCUUUCAUUGAACAGAUUCCAAGCACUGGUUGUUGCUUUAAAAAAAUUUUAUUACAAUGCUUUUUAAAAGGGAACUGAAAUUAUUUGUUUUUUUAAUAUAUUUUUUCUGUCAGGCCAUGCAUUGUAGCAGAGCUGGGCUUCCAAUUGUUAGUGUAAACUUUGCAUUCUUUCACCUCAAGCUCAAGCUGCGAUCAUGUGUUAAGAUAAUUUGAGAAAUAUUUUUUUUUAUCCCACACAAGGAGAUAACUGCCCCCCCCCCCACCUCACAUUUAUCAAAGAAUGUGUGAAUAAAGAUCAGUUAAAAAAAAAUCUGUUUUUCUCUCUUCUAUAAUUAUAUUAUAUUCCCAUCCUGCAAUGAUAUUGAUAUAUUUAUAUAUUCUAUAAUUUUAUAAUGUUCCCAUCUUUCUUUGAUAUAUGUAUAUCUUUUGAACAAAAGUGAUUUAGAAACUUGUGGCUUGCAUGAUUGUAAAGUUAUCAUAUCAUUCUUUUGCGAUAUAAUCACCAGCUCCGCCCCUCAUUAUUUCUAUCACAUUCCCAAUUGUAAAGUUAUCAUAUCAUUUUUUUGCUAUAUAAUCACCCCCCCCCCCCCUUUUUUUUUUCUCCCCCUUUUGUUAUUUACAACCUAAAAAAGUUUUACUUUCUGUUCUUCCUUUGUUGGCCAGGUGACAAAUGAAACACUUUUUUUCCUCUUAAUUUUCAUGGUUAUCUCUGCACAUUUUAUAGAAGAGGGUCAGAGGCAAAGAUUGGAUGUGUGUGUGUGUAAAAUCCCAUUUAUUGGCUCACAUGCCAGAGUCCCUUCAAGUCCUUAAAAAAAAAAAGUUACAACCCCUGGUCUAAACCAAAGGUCAUCUGUAAAAAAAAAAAAGCCGUUUGGUGCCUAUGUUAUUGGUGAACAUCUGAGGAGGAGGAGUCAUCUUGUUGUCAUUUAAGUCAGUGUCACGAAAAAGCACGCCCCUUUUUGUGAUUUUACAAGUGCUGAAUCAGCAUGUAAAUGUUCCAGUGGGUGAGCUUUGAGACCCUCUAGUUUCCUGUCACCUCAUAUGUAUUGUGCGUUGUUGGCAACAUUGCCCCAUCUUCAGUCUCAUUCAGUCACCUCGAAAUUGUUUCAUUGAUGGCGCACUGCGACAACGCACAUCUUGUUCUUCCUGUCACCACAUGCGGUGGAUAAACACCUCUAAAUAAACUACCAAUAACAAGCCCCUCAAACUGCAACCUUUCCGCAGUUCUUGUGUUGCUCUAAAGCAGCGGUUCUCAACCUGUUGGCCGCGAGCCCUUUGGGGGGGGGGGGUCCAACGACCCCUACACCCCUGAGCAGGGGUCGCCUAAGACCAUCGGACAACACAUAUUUAUGAAGGAGCAAUGAAAAUAAUUCAACACGACAGGAGGAACUGUAUGAAAGGGUCGCCGCUUUAAGAAGGUUGAGAACCACUGCUCUAAAGUUAAGAGCAGUGCGUAGUUUGUCCUGUGUAAAUAAAUUCCCCCUUUCAUUUUGAUUCCGAUAUUGACAUUUUUAACCUGUUCUGCUUUAACAAAGAAACACAUUUUAUUUAUUACAAAACUCUGUUGAUUUUCCCCAAUACGCAGGCUGUUAUAAAACACAUUUUUUUUUUCCUCCUCUUCAUUUGUUCAGAUACCAGAAGACCUCGGCCGUAGUGAAGACUGCCACGGAAAAGACAUCCAGCGCCAUCAAUACAAUGGGCCAAGCCGUGGUUAGAAAGAUGGGUGAUAUUAAGUAAGUCAUUUGUUUUUAAAGCACAUCUUUUUUUAGAUGGUGUGUGUGUGUGUGGGGGGGGGGGUAUUUGUUAAACAAAAAUUGCUGAAGCAUAGAGGUAAAAGUGUGGAUAUAUUUAAAAAAAAUAAAAUACAUUACAGGAAUGCCAUUUUUUUUUUUGCUUGGAAAAAUACAUUACAGGUAUGCCAUUUUUUUUGUUUGGAAAAAUAUGUUACAGGAAUACCACUUCUUUUGUUUGCAUGCUUACAAUUUUCCAUUCAGCAGAGAAAGUAAUUUUUCUCUUAUACUAUUUUUAAAACAAAGCUCCCACCGAUGAUGCCAGGUCUACAAGACAUGUGUGACCCUGGAAUUUAAGCUUUUAGCUACUAUUUUAACGCUUAAAAAAGGCAUAUUUUAUGGACUCUUAAACCCAGGGAUUCCUUCCGAUAUGAAAUCACGCAACUGUUAUUUUUAUUCUGAGCUUUUUAAUAAUGCAGAUGUUUACAGUGAUCUCUUAGACUAAAAAUCAUUUUUAUUGCUUGUACUUGUAUGGAUCAUCAAUCCAUCUGUUUUUUUUCUCAUUGUGAAAUAAUAUUUUUUAACUCUAUUGAUACAAUUGCCUCAUGCCGAACGCUGGAGUGACAAAAAAACGACUCGCAAUUAAAAAAAAAGAACUGAUUCAUAAGUUUAAAAAAAAGUUUUUUUUUCCCUUCAUUUUUUUUAGGAAUUCUCAGACCUUUAAAUCUUUUGAUGAGAAGAUGCACACGACCUACGCCAAUGUCAAGGUAAGACAGCCAGAGGAUUCGCAGCUGUUAGAUAACUGAGAUAAGUGAUGGGGGCCUGUUUUAUAGUUGCUUCUGGUCUCCGUGGUGAUGUUCGUUUUUUUAGUGUUGUGCUCCCCAAAAGGUGGGAGAGGGGUGUGUUGUUGUAGUCAACGAAUGACCUGUCUGAUUGUAGUGCAACAAUUAAUGCAGUUGAUUGUUCACUUGGUGGAAGGUUUAGCGUCAUCUUAAAGUUGUUGUCUUUCAGUUGUGUAGAAAUAAAUUAUUUAUUUACCUCUUGAAUUUGAAGUAGACUCACCAUUUUAUGUCAAAACAUUUCAAGUUAUAUUGGAUAUAUUUUUAUAUUUUAUAUAUAUAUUUUUAGAGGAAUCAAACAUUUUAUGUUAAACUUUUCAAGGUGUGUUGGGUAUAUAUGUUAGGAGAAUCAUCCAUUUAUGUCAAAAAAUUUCAAGAUGUGUUGGAUGUAUUUUAGGAGAAUCAUCCAUUUAUGUCAAAACAUUUCAAGGUGUGAUGGAUACAUUUUAGCAGAAUCAACCAUUCUAUAACAAAACAUUCAAGGUGUAUUGAAUAUAUUUUCUGCAGUUUUUAAUGCUUAACAAAUAAUUUGAAGUUUUUUUCUCUUUAAUGCAUUAUUUCAUCCGUGUCUUUGAUAAAAAAAAUUGACUGUUUUUUUUUAAUGUAUUACCGUCAAUGUCUUAAGCUCAUAACCCGUUGUCAACAUUGUUUUUUUCCCAAUAAAUGUACCAUUUUGGGGAUUUUUUACAUUCCUUUUUACAAACCUGUCAAUAGCCACUCUCAAAGCCACUGUUUUAUUCUUUAAAAAAAAAAAAAAAUGUAUUUAGGAUGAUACAUUUUUUAACUGCAUAAUUUUAAAUUAUGUACAUCAGUUCCACUAAUGUAUUAAAUUUGGAAAGAUUAAAGAAAUACCCAAAGAUUCUAAAACACUCGAGAAAUUUUUUUUAACAUUUUUAAAGAAUUUUAGCCAAAUGAAAUGUAUGUGAUAAUUUUCCCAAGUUUAUAACAGGGCUCUUGCCCAUUUAAGGAUUAAGGCCCACCUCAGGGUAUUAUCAAUGUUAAGUUCAGUAGAUAGUCUAAUGUCAUUCAGGGUUUCUUCUUUGGAAGUGUAUCUCAUGAACGCUAUAUUGAGGAAGAUAUCUUUGCUAUCCUCAGAGCGAGUUUUGGAUAUUUUGAAUUAUUUAGACAUUAUUAUGUCUAAUACACUUUAUUGAGGAAGGUUUCUUUGCUAUCAUUAGAGCGAGUUUUAGGAAACUUUGAAUUAUUUUAAAACUGCUAACUUUCAGUAAAUGAAGAUGAUUUGUCAGUGGUUCAGUCUAACAUUGUUCCUCAUUGUGAAUGUCUGUUUGAAACUGCUAACUUUCAGUAAAUGAAGAUGAUUUGUCAGUGGUUCAGUUUAACAUUGUUCCUCAUUGUGAAUGUUUGUUUGAUGCUGGUGAGAUCUUCUUUUUAAUCAUCCAGCUCUAGGUUUGAGAUUAAACGUCUUUUGAUUUAUUGUAAAACAGAAACAGUUUAUGGUCACCUGAGCUUAGCUUUUACUUGCAUCUCUUCCAUCAUCCCAUCCCUGCGGUGCUACAGCCCAUGUAGGGCUCUGGGCUGCCUCACCACUUCCUUCCACUCAGACCUAACUGAUGCUUUACUUUCCAAAGCUUGGAUUCCAAGCUGCUGUAGAUCUUGAUUUUUCCACAUCAUCCAUCCAUCCAAGCCUAGACCUGCCUUUGAGCCAUUUUCCUCUGGGGCUUUGGUGGUGCACCCUCGUCACUCCUUUGUCAUUUGGCAUUAUUUCUAAGUGUCCAUCCCAGCAUAGCCUGCCUAUUUUUUAUUUCUGCUACUAGCAUGGGAUCCUGAUAUAUUCUAUACAAUUUCUGAUUGGUUCGUAGUCUUCAUCCAUAUUGAUUCUCCGGGUUUUAUUUUUUUUUUUGUGGUUUUCGUAACUUUUAUUGUUUUUACAUGGCCGGGUAUUAGCCCUGUGCAAAAACUGCUUGGGGGCUGCCCCUUACAGCUCCUUAGGUAACUGACUUAAUUUUUGGGUAAAGUUCCCUAGCCUUUGUGGAUUCUUCUACUUCCUAAAUUGGAGAAUUUUGUAUGACAAUGAAAAUUGAUGGCAUGGCUCAAGAGGGCAGUUUUAAUCAACUAGCCCAGGGGUGCGCAAACUUUCUGUGCAGAGGGCCACAGUGACAUAUGUAAAGCUAUUGGGGGGCAGCAUGUAUUUUAUGUCCAAUUUUUACAUGUCGAUAAAUAUUUCUCUAUAAUAAAAUCGGUAAAUUCGCAUUUUAGCAUUACAUGACAAAGGUCAAGGACUGUUUAAAAAAAAAAAGGAAAAUUAGAAAGAAAUUUGAUAAAAAAUGUUAAAACAAUCAUAACGGUACAUGGAAUUCUGUAAAAUUCAACAAAAUAACUUAAAACAAAGUAAUUUUUGUUAUUUCUAAAUGCCUUCAAGGGCUGCAUAGUUUGCCCACCCCUGAACUAGCCGCAACUACUGUUCCAACGUCAGUCCUCUAUUUUAACCAUCAAUUCAAUACUUGAGUUAGGCUUUAGAUAAUCGGGUCAUUAUACAUGACCUAGCCAUUGUCCGUACAUUAGCUGUGACUGAAGUACAGUGGAACCCCGCUAUAACGCGAUGAUCGGUGUCCAUAAAAUCGGAUCACAUUAAAAGCGGGGUUGUUUACUUUCGUUCUUAGCACAGCAGAAAUCCCUUACGUAUUACUAUUUAUAGUUCUAACGGAAGAAAGCCUCGUUUUCGGCAUUAAUUUUGAUACUAGUUUGAACGUGGUGCGUUUAGGCGCUCAUUUUCUAAGAUAUUUUGAAAAGUUGUGAUUUUUUUCGCUUUAAAAAAGGGCUUUCCAAGCAAUGGAUAAAAUUUUCAAAGAACUUAGGCCUGAUGGAGUAAAUGAAUUUCAAAUUUCGGGAGCCAUGCUACGACCGCGUUAUAUCCGAAUUGGCGUUAUGGCGGGGCAUGUUAUAGCGGGGUUCCACUAUAUGUUUGAUUCAAAAAAUUGGUAUCCGUUACAGCAAUGGUCUACUCCUGAUCCAAACUGAUUCCCUUUGAGCCAGAAGAAGUGCCUGAUGCCUACAUGAACAUGCCAAGUUAUCCAUGAACUCCUUAAGAACUGAGAUAUUAAUUUAAAGUUGUGGAUUCUUAGAAAAUGAGAACAUCAUUUUUUUUCUUAUUUUGUUUACACGUCCUUUCCCUAUAAACAAACACGUCAAGGUAUGCUUGAACCACCUUAAGAACUGAAAUGAUUGAUUUUAAAGUUGUGGGUACUUGGAGAAUGAGGGCAUCAUUUUUUUUCCUUCUUUUGUUUGCACGUCCUUUCCCUAUAAACAAACAGGUCAAGGUCUGCUUGAACCACCUUAAGAACUGAAACAAUUGAUUUUAAAGUUGGGUGCGUGGAGAAUGAGGGCAUCAUUUUUUUUCCUUCUUUUGUUUACACAUCCUUUCCCUAUAAACAAACAGGUCAAGGUCUGCUUGAACCACCUUAAGAACUGAAAGGAUUGAUUUUAAAGUUGUGGGUGCGUGGAGAAUGAGGGCAUCGUUUAUUGUUAGCAAUUUUAUUUCUUUGUAAAAACUGUCAUGCUCGAUUAUGUUGAGAUAAGUAAUUCUGCAUAAAUUAGGACCAAAACCCAGAGGUUGGAAACCACUAUCACAGCCAAGUGUCAGUGUCUGCUUGUUGUAAUUUACUUUAGAAUAUUGCAAAUAAAGGAGUCCAAACCAGUGAACUGCGUCUUGUGUCAUUCCUAGUUUGGUGCAUUUUAUGUGGACAUAUUGUUGUGAUUUCUCAUUGGUGCUCUUCAGUUGAUUAUUUUAACCCUUCUGAUCGGCGAAUUACUCGUUUUAGCCCAUCUGAUUGUUUCAUUACUCUUUUCAGCUCUUUUGAUUGGUUUUUAUGUUUUUAUUUUAACCAUGGUUGAUCUUCCUGGUUCCCAGCUCUUAGAAUGUUCUGUUAAUCUGGUUGAUUGACUUAAGUUGUUCGAAAACUGUGUUGCGCCUGCUUUAUUUUGUUUUAGCUGAUAGAAGUUAAUCAUUGGUUUCAAUUGUUGAUUUUUUUUUAAAUGUUUUAUUUGUGUAGUCUUUAUUGCUGACCAUGUUAAUAAUCUCGAAGAAGAAGAACAAGCCUUACAAAAUUACAGACACAUUUAUGUCUCGUGGGAUUUUAUUUCAAAACCUAAAUAUGUUUGGAAGGAAUUGCAAACAAUUUUUUUUUUUUUUGGUUCCCAUUUUCUUUUUUUUUUUUGUCUUGUUUUUGUUGAUGACCAUAACUAUUUUCGUCUGCAUCGUGUUGGCCCCAAUCAUGUUUCUCUUUCUUUUUGAACUAGUCCUCACGUUCCAUCGAGGGCUUAAAAGAGAGACUGGUGAGUGCGUAGCCGUUGUGUCUUGUUUUGUGUAUCUUUCUUACCAGUUAUCUAUUUCACCUGCUUUCUGCUUAGCUGGUUAGUUUGAUUUACAGAUGAGCUUUUAAAAAAAAUUAUGUGUGUCUUUUUUGUUUUUUUUUGUUUUUUUUUUUGUUUGGUUUGGGGGAGGGGGUCGUCCAUUUUGAAUUAGCUUAAAUAAAUAUUAAUUUGUGACUGAACUUUGUUUUGCUCAUCUCAUUAUGUUUGAUUAAAUUGAUUAUUGCAUAUCAUUUCAUCAUAAAAUAUUCUUUAAAAAUUUUUUUAAAUUUAUGAUCCACAUUUCAUAGAGAUGAAUAACUUUAUAUUAAGUCAAACUUUUGAAAAAUAGCUUAAGCAAGGGUAAGAUCAUAGUUUUAUGACCCGUGGUUAGGACUCAUGGUUAAUGCCUUUCUAACAGGAUCUAGGGUUAGGACUCAUGGUUAAUGCCCUUCUAACAGGAUUUAGGGUUAGGACUCAUGGUUAAUGCCCUUCUAACAGGAUCUAGGGUUAGGACUCAUGGUUAAUGCCCUUCAAACAGGAUCUAGGGUUAGGAGGAGUCUGUUUUGAUGAUGGUGUCAGGACCUAGAGUUUGGACCAUUCUGUCAGGACCCAAUGUUAACAUCAUACUUUCAUGGCCAAAGAUUCUAAAACUGUAAGAACCUAUGGUUAGUUUCAACUGUCAGAACGCAAGGAUAACAAAGCUCCAUCAAUAUCUAUUAAUUUAUCACAAGAUACUUACCCGGCUUACCGGAUCUCAUCUUACUUAAAUAGGAUUGUACUCCCUUGGCUAGUGUUUGAAUUCUUGGUGUUGUCCCCCUUGUCUGUUUUUCAAAUUAGCAUUUAACCAGAUGUGUGCUCAGUGAUCAUUUUCUUUCAGUUCCCCAUUGGGGAGUGUUCAAUGUUUUCCUUUGCACUGAAAUAGGAAUAUAAGUGCGUUAUAAAGACACAGAUUUUUAGGAAUAAGAUUGUGUUACAAAGACCCAGAUUUUUAGGAAUAAGUGUGUGUUACAAAUACACAGAUUUUUAGGAAUAAGUGUGUGUUACAAAUACACAGAUUUUUAGGAAUAAGUGUGUGUUACAAAUACACAGAUUUUUAGGAAUAAGUGUGUGUUACAAAUACACAGAUUCUUAGGAAUAAAUGUGUGUUACUAAGACACAGAUUUUUAGGAAUAAGUGUGUGUUACUAAGACCCAGAUUUUUAGGAAUAAGUGUGUGUUACAAAUACAGAGAUUCUUAGGAAUAAGUGUGUCUUACAAAUACAGAGAUUCUUAGCAAUAAGUGUGUGUUAUUACUAAGACACAGAUUUUUAGGAAUAAGUGUUUGUAAACAAAAAAAUUAAGGGCACUGGGUAUUUAUGAUGUGCAUCCACACGCCUUUGAAAAUCUUCUCAACACCUUUUCAAAACUGUUCACUUAAAAUUAUUAUUAUUUUUUGUUUCCAAAGCAAUUAAUUGGUGUUCAUCUUGGUUUAAUAGUUUAAGUCUCUUUAUUGUUAGCUAGUGUGUUUUUUUUUGUCUCAACCCCCCCCCCCUCCCCCCACAUCAUUUUUAAUAGAGUGUUAACGGUUUUCUGUUUUUGUUGUUUUUUUUAAACUUUAUUUUUAUGUUUAAUUUAUAAUUUAGAAUAGAAGACUUGAGUUGGAAUUCAAUUUGUGUCUAGUCACUUAAGCUGCAGUGGAAUCAGUCGGGGUUUAAGCAUCAUUGUAUUGUUUUGUCUUUGUGCUGUCCUUUUGGCAGAUUGGUUAUCAGACAUAAAACAUCUCAGAUUCUGCAGGGAAUAAGCAAGAAUUAAUAAUGCCCUGCAGAUUAUGUCAGAAUAAUUGUCAGAUGACAAAGUUUUUUUUGUCCCAUCAAGUUGUCAGCUCAAGCACAUUUGUUAAAUUACUGGGGAAACAUAAACAGAUUAGUGUGACGACCAGCAGCGUUAAGCCUCCUUGUAUUAAUCAAUCAGUAGGAUAUGAUGUAGGUCAGUGGUUCACCAAAGACUUUGACUCAUGGAGCCCGCUUUUUAGAGUCAAUUUCUAUGAGGGAAGCAUCCGAGACCCACCCUAAUAAAUUAAUAGCGUCAGGAGUUUCCACGGAAGAGGGAACGAAGACCCUAAGAAGUAUGAGCUGAAUAGGCCUCAGCGGAGCACAAGUUGGGAACCAUUGAUGUAGAUGCUUAAUACGCUGAGAGCUGGGCAUGACAUGCAGUGCAGUAGAUAAGGUGACCUAGCCUGACUAACUGUGAGGAGUUGUGGCUUGGCUUUUGAUCAAUCUGGAUUUUUACAUUUUAUGCCCGGAGAAAAAAAAGAUGCUUUAACUUGAAUAAGUAUGCUACAAUAAGUGUGCUACACUAAGUAUGCUAACCAUAAGUAUGCUACAUUAAGUAUGCUACAUUAAUUAUCGGUAUGCUACAUUUCAGUUUUUCAAUGUACUUUUUUAAAAUACCUGUUUCAUAAAAGACCUGUUUUUAAAAAAACAAAUACUCCCACAGCAUCAGUGGGCAGUGUUGCAUUCAAUAGGCAAUACAGUGAUGAUAGAUAAAAUUUAUUUGAAACACGCUGUAUUGUGACUGCCGAAAUAGGGGCAUGGGACAGGACUUUGUGACACAUUAUUGGAGGUGUACUGACAUUUUUGGGACACUGACGGCAGCUGUUCUUUUAAUAGAAAAAUAUCUUGGUUGUUUUUUUCCCUCUAGAUUUGCAUGCAGCUUAUUUGAAAUGGCAGCUGUGAUAAAUUAACCGUCUCCGUCAUUGGUUGCCACUGUUUCUCAUCAUUGCCAAUCUCCUCUUUACAUUUCACAGGCCAAAGUCACUGGAAGUCGCUCCUCAGGGGAAAUAGACGAGGCUUUCCGCGAUGCUCACUCUAGCGACGACGUGGUCUCGACGCCAGAGGCUGCAGACGAUGCCACAAAAAUCGACCUGGCGCAGGAAAAAGUCCCCCUCUAGAUGAUCAUUUUGGGGGACUUUUGGAACCCUGCUCUGUUCUCAAGACCUGCUUCGACAAGUUUCUUUCCUUUUUGUUCUGUAUCCAACUGGGGGCCUACAUUUUUUGUUGCAUUAGCUGUACUCGGGGGAUGUUCUGUUCUUCGUUUAACUCUUGGUCUAUGUAAGACUUGCUAUCUUUUUUUUAAAAAAAAAGAAAAUGCUUUAUUCUCGUUGUGUCAUUUUUUUUGGAAAAGAACUAUGGAUAUGUUGGACAUUAAUUAACACAGGACAAACAAUGUUGUUUUUAUAAGGUUAUUAACUACUCAGUCUAGAAGAAGCAUAUGCAUGUGUAGUUUCUCUUUCUUAAAAAAAAAACUUGCAAUCUGUAAUUUUAUAUGUUCUUGUUAAAAGUCCAUUCAUUUUGAUUGUACUUGCCAGGGAGCUGUGAAUAAGAUUAUGGAUUUAUUAUAUAUACAAUUAUUGAUGUUAAUUAAUGAAAUCAAAAUGUUUCAGAUGCUACUCAAUUCAAAUGUACUAAUUAGCAUUGUUAACUUUCUUCCGAAACCUAUUUAGCGCUGAUUAAUUUUUACAAAAGACCCGACACCAGCCACAAGAGCUGAAAUAAUGGAUUUAGUUAGGAGUUGGGGGCAAUGGUUAAGUUUUUUUAUCCACUCUGGCUAGGUGUGAUUAAAUGUGUUUUUUUCCAAAAGAAAAUUUCCCCCAACCCCCCCCCCCCCCCCCCCCCCCCCUUCUCAAUAGUUUCACAUCAUUUAAUAGAGGUUCUCAUUUUUCCACAAUACUUAACAUUAACAAAUAGACAAAGAGUUGUUUUUUUUUAAAUAAUAAAAUAGAAAUAGUUCCACAUGUAUUUGCUUUUAAAAAUAUUUUUUAUAGAAUCAGUGUUGUUUUUUCUUCCCCUCUUAAAUUGGGAGAUUUUUCAGAUCCCCUUUCCAGACCUGUUUACUAUUAUGAUUUUGGCGUAUAAUGUACGAUUUUUGAGGCGUAUACAUUAAAUAUACUGUAUGUUUAUUUUUUUCACUAUUAAGAUAAUGUAUGGAGCGAUUUAGUCAUGAUAUUGUACGAUUUUAAGAGUUUGAGGGUAAACAGGUCUGCCUUUCUCCAAUUCCACAAAGCUACAAACUUGGCUCUAAUCUGCAAUGGCAAUGAUGAUGUGUGUUUUCGUCUCAAGAGAAUUUCAAACCUGACCUAAGGAGAUUUCUUUGUGUUGUCUGAUAGGCCGUUGUUCAUAAUGGGUUCAAUUUUUGUUUCAAUGACCCAUGCUUUGAGUGCUAAAGGAACUGGCUGUAAUGGUUGUUAGUUAAAAACCGUAUCUCUUAAACCAGGGCUCCCCCAUCCCAUGUACAAAUAGAUGUCCAUAAGGCUUUCAGCACGGUUUCCAGCUCUCUGGAGAUUCUGUACCUGAUGGUAUAUAGGGUAAGUAAAAGACGUUUUAAUGAUAAAAGUAAUGACAUUAUCGAUUCCCCCUCCAAAAGUUAAUGGCACGUAAACAUUUGUAACUCAUCUCCUUAUUGUUGAGUGGUUUCAAAAUCUAAAAUGUGUGUGCAGAGAUAACAUAUGCUUUAAGAAAUAUUGAACUGUUUGUGGUGUAGCUUAGGGUCGUCUCAUUGAAAUUAGCUGUAGCUAUAAAUAGAUGAUGUUGAGAUAACAGAUGGAGCUGGUAAUGUAGUAACCAUAGUAAACAUCGUUCAUUGUGUUGGUCUGUGGUUGUUUUUUUUUUAAAAAGCUAUAAACAAAGGAUACAUGUCGGUCAUAUGUCAUUGACAACACCGAAUUUUGUACAGGGGAUUAAGGUAAUUUUUUGUCAAAUUCAUUGGUCACUCUGGUAUACUAUGAUUGAUGAUUGCAAUUUUUUCUGAUGAUCUUUUGAUCUGCAAAAAGCAGAUACAUUCAGUCCAAGCAUGCUUUGUUAUUAGCAAAAAAUCAGUUGGCUGUUUGAAUUGUAUACACAUUAGGUGCAUCAUUCUUCUUGUUUUCGAGAGAGAAUAUCCCAUGACCAGCAGCUUAUCAAGACCUUUGUGCAAGAUACGACAGUUGCAGAGGGCCAGGUUUUUUUCUCUAAAACUUUUCUUAAAAUGUUCCAAAAAAUUUUUAUCUAUUAUUUUUUAAAGCAUCAAGGAUGAAUUUUUUUUUUUUGCUGCUGUGUAAUUUUGUUACUGAGCUGUCUGAAUUCAUCUUUGUUGUCCUUCAAUAACAAAAAAAUGCGUUUUUGUUCAUCAAGAUUUCAGUUUGCAUGAUAUUUAUAAUGUAAGCUUCUUGUUCCUUUUCAAUCUGUACGCAAUUGCAUUGAUGUCAUACCAAGGUUAAAAAAUUGUAAAGAUAUUGUAGUUCCAUGCAAUGUUUGGGCAUUUUUUUUGUACCACCGUUUACCCAGUAUGUACCAGGACACAUCACCAUGGGAGCCCAAUUUUCGGCAAUUAGUCUCAAUUGAAUACUCUUUGUGUGUUAUUUGUCACAGUCUGAGCUAAGUAGUCUUGUUUUCCCACAUAUUUUGUGCAGAUUUUUUUUCUUUCAUUCUGUUACAAUCUUAGGUACCGGUAUGUUGGUUCAAAUGUGUGUCCUAGAGCUAUUCAUUAACAAAAAAUUUCUUAUUUGACCUGGAAAAGCUCCAGACCAGGGGUUGGGAACCUUUUCAUGGCAACUUGCAAAAAAUUAAAUUUUUUAUCUUGUUUAAAAAAGAUUGAAGAGCAUCAUGAAAAAAAAAAAGAAAAAGAUGAGAUAUAAUUUGUUAGAGUUAUGUUUAUUAUAUUAAUUUUAGCAGAGGCUGCUAAUGAUGACAUUGGCCGUUACCACCACAGAAGCAGCCAUAAGUUACACCACAGAAGCAGCCAUGAUGUCUGAUUAAACUUAAAGUUAAUUUACAUUUCAAAAUAAAACCAUUUUGGAAAAAUAUUUAAGUGUCCAAGAGCCAGAGGUGAAAACUGCGUACCCGACCCCUGCCCCGGAGAACUGUACCCCGGAGUAUAUUCACACCAGUAACGAUAAAAAUGAAAGGGAAUUUUUGAAAGUAUUGACAUUAAUUUGGCAACGUCCCUUGUUUUUGGCAGCAUUCCUAAGCAUUUUAUAUCAAAACUUCAUUAAAAAAAAUUUUAAGAUACAUUUUACAUAAUUUAAGGCACAAAUAAUUUAAUUUCUAGUUUUAUCAAUUAGGCACAGUCAUUGCCCGCUCAAUUACUUUCAUCGGCUUUAUGUAACUCGUUCAUAGUAGGAGGGGUUAAAAUUUGCAACUUUGUCGCUUUUCCCUCCUGAGUAAUUAAUUCAAGCUCCAUGAUUGAAAUUAAUGGAGGUGACUUUCAACCAAGUUAAUUUGGACGUUACUGAAGAAAACUCACAUUCCAUUUAUUUUACUUGAACAGACUAAAUGACCAGACUAAUUCCACAGACUGAGUAGUUGGUGCUAGCAAGAGGCACUUUAUCAAAACACAGCUGGAAAAGCUGGAAUUUGUUCACAACAUAAUGCCGCCCCUCUACGACUUUUUAUUUUAAGAGUUGGUGAGUGGGGAGGCCAGAAGUCUGAUAAUUAUAAAGUGAUGGUCAAUAUCAAGUUUGUUCAAAAAAAAAUUUUUUUUAAAAAUAACACAGUUUUCUAAGAUAAUGUGAUUUUCAUGUGUGAUGAGUUGAUUUUUUCUUCUUUUUUUUUUAUAUUACAGAUUCCUAAGAUGAUGUUUUGUUUAAUUUUUUUUUGGNGGUUUCAAGGUUUGCAUUGUUUUUAAAACCUUUCAGCAAAAUAGGAAUUUUGUCUAAUGCUCCCCAUUGGUUUUUUUCCACUUAAUUUGCAGCUGUUCAUUCAUUUACAAUGUAAUUGUUUGUCACUUUUAAUCAAAUGACUCAAAAUUGGGGACCACCAAGUUUUUUUAUUUAAAAAAAUAAAUAAAUACACAUGGACAUUUUUUUAAAAAAGUUACUUAAACUACCAAAGCCCUGUAGUGCUGGUAGCUUCUUGAACAGCCCAUAAAAUCUUACAUUACAGUCCCUGUGAGCCACACAUCACAGUGAUGUAGUAAUAAGAUGUGCUUGUUGAAGAGAUUUAACUUUGACCUUAUUUAAGAAGCUAAAAAAAUUAUUUUUUUGUAUUCAUGUUGUUAUGUUAUUUGUUUAUUAUUUUAAGAUUUUGUAGCCUGCUCUAUUUGGUCAAAGGGCUCAUACAUCUUUAAUUAGACCAAUGGGAUCCAUCUCAAUUCAUCUUUCUUGGGAUUGAUGGAAUCUUUAGUCCAUCACUUCAAAACUCAUGAUAAAGGUAUAAAACAAUGGACAUUCUAAAUCUUAACAUUGGUCAUCUGAGUUAGUCAUUAUAUUUUUAAAAAUAAUCUUUUAUAAGGCAAGAUAAACCAAAACCUUUUGGCUUAAAACUAGUCUCAUGUCUUGGAUGUUUUCAGUCUAUUUCGUGAUAUCAUAAUCGACUUCAUUUUUGUUCCUCCCAAAAAAUACAACACAUUGCUAUAAUUAUUCCC